AGAACACAUUUAAAGUCUGAAGCCACACUAUCAGCAGACGAGCCAUGAUGGAGUUUGUUCACGUUGCUGUAGCUGUGCUUGGUCUUCUGUCUCUUGGACACUCAGCUCCUGUGACAAGCUGUGAGAAUCUACUCCAGCCUCGUGAAAUCUACGGAAGUCAGCUGCUGGGCAAAUGGAUGCUACUUGCAGAGAGCACAAGCAUACCUGGAUCCAAAAUGCUGCUACAGAUGCUUAUGGAAAAUACCUGGGUGAAGAUCACCGCUGCCAGUGAAGCCGAUACAUUUCACAGUCUCCAAAUUCAAAAAAUGAUGGGCAAGUGCUUCACAUGGAAAAAAAACAUGACUUUGGUUAACAACACUCUCACUGUGGUGGGGGAUUACCGAGUGUCUGGUGUCCUGCUGAAUACUGGCUGCCCUGACUGUCUUGUUAUCUACUUAAAUAUGACCAUGGGAAGAAUCAAAGUCAGAGCUCUCCAGCUCCUGAGUACGAGAGUUAGGGUGUCUGCAGCUGAGCUGGAAGAGUUUACAAAGCAGGCAGAGUGUCUGAACCUACAACCACCUGCUAUCAUGGACUUAGAAGAGGGUUUGUGCCCAGAUCCAACUCUUGCCCCAGAAACAAAUUUCACUGAUCGAACCACAGACACCAUAAGCUCUGAAGAGCUCAGCCUUCUAGAAGAACUUCUCAGUAGUGAAAGUGGAGUGAAGACCUUUUUGGAUAUGAUCCGAAGAAGUAUGGCUUCAUUCAAGCAAGACUGAUGGCUCUGCCUGUGAAGAAUAUUGCCACUAAAAAUGAAGAUGCUAAAAAAGAAGCACGACUGUUUUUUCCUCUGUGGCAAUUUGUUCUGUGUCAUCAGUGUAAUUUAGAUUUAGUUUCAUUGAACUGACAUAAAACUGACAAUGUGAGCCUGCUUUAAGAAGAAA
Oreochromis niloticus (Nile tilapia) is the source of this 920-nucleotide messenger RNA. RefSeq lists its product as uncharacterized. The coding region runs from base 45 to 755 and encodes 236 amino acids. NCBI's taxonomy places the organism in Eukaryota, Metazoa, Chordata, Actinopteri, Cichliformes, Cichlidae. The transcript is spliced from 6 exons. The record is from RefSeq and is a predicted model, not a curated record.